AAUGGGAAUGCAUUAAAGUUUGUAAUGCAGCUAAAAAAAUAAUGUAAACAAUACCGAGACACUACAAAACAAAUCACCUACCUUGCACUCUUUUCUCUGAGCUGUGCCUCUGGCUCUGGCUAUGGCUGAGACUGUGCCUGCCAUGUGUUCGAAACUUUGUUCUCAAAUCUAGCACACCUUUUCAUCAUAUAAAUCAGAGCCUUUAAGCAAAACCAAGUUUCCCAAACUCAAAAAUAACCUCACUUUCCCCCUUUGUUCGUCAAAACAUGGUACCAACCUCCUCACUUAAGUGUGUUCUUCUCCUCUUUUAUUAUACUUCUUCCUUUAACUUGUUAACCCUCCUGGCUGUGCCCUCAACAUAGGAGCUGAAACCACUGGAGUAGCUGUCUCUGUGAGCAAAGAGUGCAGUAGACAAUGUGAGUCAAGUUUCUGCUCAGUGCCUCCAUUAUUGCGAUAUGGCAAAUAGUGUGGACUUUUGUAUAGUGGGUGCCCUGGUGAAAGACCUUGUGAUGAUGGCCUUGAUGCUUGUUGUAUGAAGCAUGAUCAAUGUGUGCAAGCCAAAAACAAUGACUACCUAAGCUAAGAAUGUAGCCAAGCAUUGAUAAACUGUAUGAAUAACUUCAAGAACUCGAGGGCUCCUACAUUCAAAGGAAACACGUGCGAUGUGGAUGAUGUUGUUGAAGUAAUACAAUUUGUGAUGGAAGCCGCUUUACUGGCUGGAGGGAUUCUCCACAAGCCCUAGAGAAAUGCAGUCUACAUUUUAGGGAGAAAAAGGAAGUUAAAGUAGAUUAAAUGCAUUUGAGGCAGAGUAAAGCAAAACUGCAAUACAGUUUCGUUGAUGGUGGGAAGAUAAGAAGAUCCGAGGAGUGGAAAAAAGAAGUGAUGGGAGGAGAAAAAGAAGAAGCUUCAAGAACUCCAUUGCUCUCCGACAGAAACCCUUCCACUUGGACAUAUGGCAGUAUCCUGGUGGUGGCUUCCUUGUGGCUCCUGGUGGCCCUGUCCCUAGCCCUCUACUUCUCCUCAGCCCCCGUCUCCUCCUCGCAGCUCCCUCACCCCGUCGUGAUCCUCGUUUCCUCCGACGGCUUCCGCUUCGGAUACCAGUUCAAAACCCCCACUCCCAACAUCCGCCGUUUGAUUCAGAAUGGCACGGAGGCUGAGACCGGCCUCAUCCCCGUCUUCCCCACCCUCACAUUCCCCAACCACUACUCCAUCGUCACCGGCCUCUACCCUCCCCACCACGGCAUCGUCAACAACCUCUUCUACGACCCCAUCACCUCCGAAAAGUUCUCCAUGUCCAACCACGACCCCAAGUGGUGGCUUGGCCAGCCCCUCUGGGAGACCGUCCUCCUCAACGGCCUCUCCGCCGCCACCUACUUCUGGCCGGGCUCCGAGGUCCACAAAGGCCCAUGGAAUUGCCCAGAGGGCUUCUGCCAACCCUACAAUGGCUCUGUCCCCUUUGAGGACAGAGUCGACACCGUUUUGAGCUACUUCGAUUUACCCCCUCACCAAAUUCCCUCUUUCAUUACUCUAUAUUUUGAGGAUCCUGAUCAUCAGGGUCACCAGGUUGGACCUGAUGCUGCUGAGAUCACUGAUGCUGUUGCCAGAAUCGACAGCUUGGUUGGGAGGCUCAUCGAUGGCUUGGAACAGAGAAGCAUUUUCGAGGAUGUUCAUGUUAUUUUGGUCGGUGACCAUGGCAUGGUAGGUACAUGUGAUACAAAGCUUGUCUCUUUGGUUGAUUUGGCACCUUGGGUGGAGAUCCCUCGAGAUUGGAUCCAGUAUUACACCCCAUUGCUGGCUAUUCGCCCUCCUCCUUCCGUUGAUCCAGCGUAUGUUGUUGCUAAGAUGAACGAAGGGUUGAGCUCUGGGAAGGUUGAGAAUGGGGGGAGGUUGAAGGUUUAUCUGAAGGAGGAUUUGCCUGAGAGGCUUCAUUAUUCGGACAGCGAUCGGAUUACGCCCAUUGUUGGUUUGGCUGAUGAGGGUUUCAAGGUUCAGCUGAAUCGAACGGGUAAGAAGGAAUGUGGCGGUGCUCAUGGUUAUGACAAUGCGUUUUUCUCCAUGAGGACUAUUUUUAUUGGACAUGGUCCUAGGUUUCCCAGAGGGGGGAAGAUACCCUCCUUUGAGAAUGUUCAGAUUUAUAAUCUUGUUACUUCCAUUCUUGACAUCAAGGGUGCGCCUAAUGAUGGCUCUGCCACGUUUCCGGAUUCUGUUCUUCUGCCUACUACUGCGUGACAACGUAAAUUGUUGAUUUCCAAUCAGAAUUGAAGUUUCACAUUCAUUAUCUAUCUUCACCUUUAAUGCAUUAUUAUUAUGCAGGUUGUUGAGAUGAAACUUAACUUUUGUAUUGCAAAAUAAAUAAGAUGUUGCAGUUUCUGAAAUGGUGAAUUUAGAUGUUGCAGUAGCAAUAAGUGUAUAAUGUAUUAAUUUCUUGGCUUAAUUCAGUUAUUGGGCUGGAAGCCUAGUAGAAACUGCAUUAUCUGUGGAAAGGGACAGCACCCAAAUGACAUAUAUUACUAUGUUGUUUGGUUCUAUGAAUGGAUCCACAUGCAAUAUUUCCCUUUUGGAUUGAUGUUGAGUUCUAUAUUACUCUACCCUUUUGCUGCUAUUCUGUUUUUAGGAGUGGUAAAUCAUGUGUUUCAACUUUUUUUCAAAUGGCUAAUGAUUGUUGUCUACUUGUCUCCCAGCUCCCAAAUGUUAGACACUGAUUCCAUUGUUAACUUUGGCAUUUCACUGAAUUGGUCCUCUUUCCAUUUCAGUUUGGAAAAUGUCUUUGAUGACAGUACUUUUCAUUAACUCACUGAUAUACUCUACUCUUUUACUCUCUGUAAAUAUUUCUGGCGUAUUACUUGUAUGAUCAAUGAAUCAAUGGUGCUACUUUUUGUA
Messenger RNA from Vigna unguiculata (cowpea), 2880 nucleotides. Its product is annotated as phospholipase A2-alpha-like. The record is from RefSeq and is a predicted model, not a curated record. Lineage: Eukaryota; Viridiplantae; Streptophyta; Magnoliopsida; Fabales; Fabaceae.